AUGUCUUUCCAGGACCGCACGCCCGAGUCACUCGUCCAGAGAUCAGACUCGAAGAACCCGGCAACGACAUGUCGUGGCAUAACAUCUGGUGGAAAGCCAUGUAGAAGGUCACUUGCUUCCUCGCCCAAGUCUUCACCUAAGUCGUCGCCGACUGCUGCCCGUCACACUGCCUCGAGAGGCGUCGUUGCCGUCCUUCAAGACGAUGAUGGAAAUCUGGAUGCCGCCGCUUUUUACUGUUGGCAGCACAAAGAUCAAGCCCAAUCAUUUGCUCAGAAACAUUCAACCUCGCCGCAUGCUGCGAAUGCAAAGUUGUUACCAGUUCAAGAAAGGACGAGUAUUGAUAGUCUUGUCGCCAGGUUGGGAGUUGCAUCUAUUCAGGAUCCGCCGAAGCCUGCAAAGAAUCCCCGUGAGGACCGCAGACGACCGGCACAAUAUCAUCAACAAUACUCGAGACCGGACGAGCGGCCAUCGGCAAGACCACAAACUCAUUCAAGACCCAAACCAAAGCAAGGAUUCUGGGCAUCACUGUGUUGCAUGGGUGCAGCAGACGAUGAUGAAGACACCGGACGACCCAGUUACCAGGCACCGCGACCAGAGACAACUCAAAUCGCCAAUUCCUUAUCACCAGCAUAUCCUCCACCUACGCAUACUCGACCUACGCCCUACAAGCACAAUACUGGCCGUCCUCAACAAGCAGCCCCUCUACCACACGCAGCAUCAACAACUGGCCUACCACCACGCAAACCACUGCUAGAUGUCCCUGCCACAGCCAUAAACAAACGCAGAGCAGCAUCCGCACCCACCAGCACCACAGAACUCCUCCCCUUUAUCCCUGGCCAUCUCCCACCCCAAACCGCCUCUGUCCUACUCACCGAACUCUCCAAACCAAUAUCUCCUCACGAUGAAGCUGGAUACAUCUAUAUCUUCUGGUUAACCGAGACAUCUUCUACACCCUCCAACGAUACCGCAGCAUCUCUACUCUCCACCCCAAUCUCAUCUUCACGAGGGCAAAGACGGCCCAGCGAUGUAAUGAGCGCCUACACCGCAAGCAAAGGCACCACCAAAACCAUAAAAUUGAAAAUCGGCAGGGCGAACAAUGUCCAUCGCCGCAUGAACGAAUGGAACAGACAAUGCGGUUACAACCUCAGUCUCGUUCGCUUUUAUCCUUAUGUCUCUUCUUCAGCCUCUCCAUCAACUUCUCCUUCACGAGGAACAUCGGCCAAUACCUCGAACCAAGUUCACAAAGUGCCUCACGCACACCGCGUAGAGAGAUUAGUCCAUCUGGAGUUGGGAGACAAGAGGAUAAAACGUGAUUGCAAGGCUUGUGGUCGCGAGCACAAGGAAUGGUUCGAGAUUGAGGCAACCGCAGAAGGCGUGGCUGCCGUUGACGAGGUCGUCAGGAGAUGGGUGAGAUGGGCAGAGACAAAUCCAUAG
Molecule: messenger RNA, 1434 nt
Organism: Aureobasidium musti
Lineage: Eukaryota; Fungi; Ascomycota; Dothideomycetes; Dothideales; Saccotheciaceae
Source: the annotation of a GenBank genome assembly